AUGUGUAAAAGGACAUUUACCAUCAAGAGCAGCCCCCACCCGCCAAGCCGCCACCUACUAUCCGGUCCCUGGGCAGAACCCACAAGGCAACCGACAACCAAACGGAGGAAAAGGAAAAAUUCCACCAGCAGCACUUCCAACAGUAGUGCUGGCAACAAUGCCAACAGCACUGGCAGCAAGAAGAAGUCCACGGCCGCAAACCUGAGUCUGUCCAGUCAGGAUGUGAUGGUGGUAGGAGAGCCAACUCUGAUGGGAGGUGAGUUUGGGGACGAGGACGAAAGGCUAAUCACUAGAUUAGAAAACACGCAAUAUGAUGCGGCCAACGGCAUGGACGACGAGGAGGACUUCAACAAUUCACCUGCCCUGGGGAACAACAGCCCGUGGAACAGUAAACCUCCCACCACUCAAGAGACCAAAUCAGAAAACCCCCCACCCCAGGCUUCUCAAUAAGAUGAUGGGCACCAGAAUCCAUUGUCAAUAGGCCCGUGGGUGAUCAUUAAAAUGGCAGAUCUUGACCUACAGGAGAGGAAAAAGGAGAAACAAAAACUUUUCCAUGCAUAUAUCUAUUUCUAAACCACAAUGAUCUGAUUUCCUUUCUUCUUUUUUUCUAACUGAGAGGAUUAUUCCAAAUAAGCUUCCAUGACCCUUUCUUGGAGGGCUUCACAGGUAAUACAUAUACUGGCACUGAUCAUAAUUAAAAUGAGAGAAAAUGCUAGCACAUCUCCUGGCACGGUUUUAACAACGUGUUUGUGUUGAAUUUCCUUUUUAUGUAUCAAACGAAGGCCAUAUUGUCCACAAAUGCUCAGUGCUCAGGAUAUCGUGAAUAUGCCGAAUCUAACCACAGAUGACUUUUUAAUAUUGUAAAAUAUUUUCUGCUUUUUGACUUGCACCUGAGAGUUUCUUGUUUCAGUAAAAAAAGAAAAGACAAAAAAUCAGCUUUGGAAAGUAAUUUAAAUGUACCUUCAUUUUUUUUCCUAUGUUUUAUUUUAUUGGGCAACAGCGAAGAAGGCCCAGCCAGGUAAUUUAUGGUCUAGCUGAUGUCAAUUGGUUCUGGAGUCUGAGUUGGCUCAAUUUAGCCUCAGUGCUGAAACAAGAAAUGUCUUUCUGUCAUCAGACACCAGGGCAGAUUUUUAUGUAAAGAAAGGCAAUUGGACCUUUGAGAAUUUAUGCAUUUGUAAAGUUGCUGUUGAUCCAAAUAUUUUCAAGCCAUGUAAUACAUUACUUUUGUGGGCAGUUUAAUAAAUCUGAAACUUUUUGUGUUUUUAAUUGUACUUGAGUUGACCGGUUUUUCUUUUCAUGGUAUAUUUCUUGUAUGAUAUUUUGUAAAGCCAUCACCUGGUUCUUUUAUGGGGAUUUUUCUUUUUCUGAGCAAUUCCAGUGUAUUUAUGUGAAACUUUAUAAGAGAACUAAUUUUUCCAUUUGCAUAUUAAUAUGUUCCUUCACAAAUGUAAAGACACAGUGGCUCCGUGUGUUUAAAAAAAAAAACAGCUGUAUUUUAUGUAUGCUUUACUGAUAAGUGUGCCAAUAAUAAACUGUGUUAAUGACCAAA
Messenger RNA from Carlito syrichta (Philippine tarsier), 1549 nucleotides. Its product is annotated as LIM domain-binding protein 2-like. Bases 1 to 450 code for a protein of 149 amino acids. The transcript has 3 exons. NCBI's taxonomy places the organism in Eukaryota, Metazoa, Chordata, Mammalia, Primates, Tarsiidae. The record is from RefSeq and is a predicted model, not a curated record.